This is a messenger RNA of Radiomyces spectabilis, 1560 nucleotides long. RefSeq lists its product as uncharacterized. The record is from RefSeq and is a predicted model, not a curated record. The transcript has 7 exons. NCBI's taxonomy places the organism in Eukaryota, Fungi, Mucoromycota, Mucoromycetes, Mucorales, Radiomycetaceae. The coding region runs from base 14 to 1291 and encodes 425 amino acids.
CUUUUUUCAUAACAUGUCGGACACUCCGUCCCCGAACGGCUUGUCACCAAGUCAUACCCUGACUCACAUUUGUGUGGACGGGGUAUGCCACUGUGAUUGGCGAAUAGCAAUCAAUGAUUGCCAAGAACACGGGGCAAUCACCAUCAUCAACAUCGUGAAUAUUGCACUGUCAGCCUUUGUUAUCGUCGUGGGAUUGGCCCUUUUAUUCUAUCGCAUCGUCAUUAAGCAUCACGCCGUCUUUGAGUUGAGAUCCAAGAAAGGGUUCUUGCGCCCGAAACCUGUGGAGUCGAUGCUGUUGCUACUCGUCAUCUUCAAUAUUCUUCGACUGCUGACCAGUUUAAUUUUGUUGAUCGAUGUUGCACCAACUAAUUUGAUCGCUCGGUCUUUCCUCUUUGAAAUUUCAUGGCAGUUUGGCUAUGGUGGAUUUGCUCUGUACCUUGUUGGUAUAGCACAAGCACUGUCCGAGACUCACAAAUCCAUCGCGACUGGAUGGCUUCCAUCUCCGCUCUUUGUCGACAUCCUAGGCUCCUGGUUCUUCCUGUGGCCUUUUGUGAUCAAUAAUAUUUGCUCUAUCGUUGCAGGAGCAUUAGCUACCACUAAUUUGCAGGCAGCCGAAGUCUUCACCCGAUUACUGUACGGCUUUUGGUUUUUGCACAAUAGCACCAUCACCACUGCCGUGCUAUAUUCUGGAUGGCGACUGAUCAGUAUUCUCAAUCGAAACCUCACAAAAUUCAAAACAUCAGGUGCUCGUUAUACAUCCAUCAAGAAGGGCAUUUUCAAGAUUAAAAUGAUCAUUGCUAUUAUUGCUGUAUGUCUGAUGACGUUUGCAACCUUUUUGUUGCUUUAUGGAAUUUUGCGUAAUAUGAUUAUUGUAAAUUUCCCGGGAAGCAUCUUUUUGGCCGUAAUCUGGACCUACUUAGGCCCUGUGACUACCAUCUUUGUUGAACUGGCCAUCAUUAUAAACCCGGUCAUCAAGGACAACCCUGCACUUGCAUUAAAGAGCUCGGGAGGCGACAUUAUGUCUGAAGAUACUGUAGAAGAAAGCUACGUGACCACGGAAAGCAACAGUACGUUACAAGGCACCAUGGACUUAAAAACUUUCGAUGACAUCAAACACAGUCAAACACAGUACGAGCAGGUCUUUCACAAGCAUUCAGCCGGCCCGAUGAAAUCGUCCUUUGUACAGAAAAACUAUGGUCGCCAUCAGAACCGACAAACCCGUACGAUCGAAAAUUGUGAUGUUGAAGAAUCGUCGCAAAUCGAACUCACCAAAUCAACCGGUUUCCAAUAAACGCGCCGCACAAAACGCGAUCCUGUAUCGGUCACUCACAUAUUACCCAAAGGUGCCAUACUUUUCAACGUUCAUCAUAUACACAUAGCAGCUACGUUGUCAUGCAAUAGCACAUUAUAUAAAUACUAGUAAGAUUUUAAUGCAUUUCAACGGUGCAGCGCAUUUUGGAACAAUGUAUUAUCGGCUUGUAAAGCCGACCGGAACCAAGACUGGAACUGUAUUUAAGUACCAUGAAUAAGGUGCAAAGAUCCCUACAAGUUGCAUACUGG